This is a messenger RNA of Tupaia belangeri chinensis (Chinese tree shrew), 3731 nucleotides long. RefSeq names its product complement C7 (gene C7). The transcript is spliced from 18 exons. Gene Ontology annotation, biological process: complement activation. The coding region runs from base 204 to 2735 and encodes 843 amino acids. The record is from RefSeq and is a predicted model, not a curated record. NCBI's taxonomy places the organism in Eukaryota, Metazoa, Chordata, Mammalia, Scandentia, Tupaiidae. Gene Ontology annotation, cellular component: membrane attack complex. Gene Ontology annotation, molecular function: protein binding.
GCUCUUCAUGUCUCUGGAGAAUCUGAUUGGGUUAAGAGCUAAGUCUUAGGACUACUUGCUUUAUAUAUGAGUGCCAAGAUAAUCUGGAAGAAGGAAUGACAGAGAGCGAGGCAGUCUGCUGGACUCUUCAGGAGGUUGAAAACUUACCCUGUUCUUAGCAGGAAAUUUUCCUCCUCUCCUCUCCCCUGAAUUUUUUCUCAAACAUGAAGGCAAUAAGCUUACUCAUUUUGGUGGGAUUUAUGGGAGAGUUCCAAAGUUUUUCAAGUGCCUCCUCUCCAGUAAAUUGCCAGUGGGGUUCCUAUACUCCUUGGUCAGAAUGCAGUGGCUGUACCAAGACUCAGACUCGUAGGCGGUCAGUUGCUGUUUAUGGGCAAUAUGAGGGCCUACCUUGUGUCGGAAGUGCUUUUGAAACACAAUCAUGUGAACCUUCAAGAGGAUGUCCCACAGAAGAGGGUUGUGGAGAGCGUUUCAGGUGUUUUUCAGGUCAGUGCAUCAGCAAAUCGCUGGUUUGCAAUGGGGAUUCUGACUGUGAAGAAGACAGCGCUGAUGAAGACAGAUGUGAGGACUCAGAAAGCAGACCUCUUUGUGACACUGAUAAACCUCCUCCCAAUGUAGAACUUACUGGAAAUGGUUACAAUGCACUCACUGACCAGUUUAGGAAGAAAGUCAUCAAUACCAAGAGUUUUGGUGGUCAAUGUAGAAAGGUGUUUAGUGGGGAUGGAAGAGAUUUCUACAGACUGAGUGGAAAUGUCCUUUCUCAUACAUUUCAGGUGAAAGUAGAUAACGAUUUUAAUUAUGAAUUUUACAACAGUAGUUGGUCUUAUGUAAAACAUACGUUCAACACGUAUUCAUCAGCUACUAGUAGAAGUUCCCUUUUCAGUUCGUCAUCAUCUGGUUCAUUCCAUUUUACUUCACAUACCAAUGAAAUACAUAAAAAAAAGAGUUAUCAAAUGAUGGUGAUUCAGAACACUGUGGAAGUGGCUCAAUUCAUUAAUAACAAUCCGGAAUUUUUACAACUUGCUGAGCCAUUCUGGAAGGAACUCUCCUACCUUCCCUCUUUGUAUGACUACAGUGCCUACCGAAGAUUAAUUGACCAGUAUGGAACACACUAUCUGCAGUCGGGGUCCUUAGGAGGAGAAUACAGAGUUUUAUUUUAUAUGGACUCAGAAAAAAUCAAACAAAGUGGUUUUGAUUCCCUAGAGGGGCAGAAAUGCAGUUCUUCAAGUUUUAGUUUUUUUGUGACGUCAUCACAGAAGGAGUGCAAAGAACUGAAAGAUGCUAUAAAAUCAGCAGCAGGAACCCAGGGCAAUGUGUUGCAAGGAAAUUCAUUUGUCAGAGGAGGAAGUAUAAACUUCGCAUCUGGCCUUGCUUAUCUAGAGCUGGACAAUCCUGCUGGAAACAAGGAGCGAUAUUCUACCUGGGCACGCUCUGUGACUGAUAAUCCUGAAGUCAUAAAACAAAAGCUGACACCUUUAUACGAGCUGGUAAAGGAAGUACCCUGUGCUUCUGUGAAAAGACUAUACCUGAAACGGGCUCUUGAAGAGUAUCUGGCUGAAUUUGACCCCUGCCAUUGCCGUCCUUGUCAAAAUGGUGGAGUGGCCACUGUUGCAGGGACCCAGUGUCAGUGCCAUUGCAAGCCAUACACUUUUGGUGUGGCUUGUGAGCAAGGUGUCCUCGUGGGGAGUCAAGCAGGAGUAGUUGAUGGAGGUUGGAGUUGCUGGUCCUCCUGGGGUCCCUGUAUUCAAGGGAAGAAAAGAAGGAGCCGAAAAUGCAAUAACCCAUCUCCCAGUAGGGGUGGGAAGUCUUGUAUUGGAGAAACAACAGAGAGCAAGCAAUGCGAAGAUGAGGAACUGGAGCAUUUACGAUUGCUUGAACCACAUUGCUUUUCUUUGUCUUUGGUUCCAACAGAAUUCUGCCCAUCUCCUCCUGCCUUGAAAGAUGGAUUUGUUCAAGAUGAAGGUGGCUCAUUUCCUGUUGGGAAAAACAUAGUAUACACUUGCAACGAAGGAUUCUCUCUUGUUGGAGACCCUGUUGCCAGAUGUGGAGAAGAUUUACGGUGGCUCGUUGGGGAAAUGCGCUGUCAGAAAAUUGCCUGUGUUCUACCUAUUCUGAUGGAUGGCAUACAGAGUCAGCCGCACAAACCUUUCUACACAGUUGGUGAGAAGGUGACCUUUUCCUGUUCAGGUGGCAUGUCUUUAGAAGGUCCUUCAGCAUUUCUUUGUGGCUCCAGCCUUAAGUGGAGUCCUGAGAUGAAGAAUGUCCAGUGUGUGCAAAAAGACAGCCCAGUUAGACAGGCAGUGCCUGAAUGUCAGCGCUGGGAGAAACUGCAGAAUUCAAGAUGUGUUUGUAAAAUGCCCUAUGAAUGUGGAUCUUCCUUGGAUGUGUGUGCUCGAGAUGAGAGAAGCAAAAGAAUACUGCCUCUGACAGUUUGCAAGAUGCAUGUUCUCCACUGUCAGGGUAGAAAUUACACUCUUGCUGGAACGGACAGCUGUAAUCUGCCUGCCUCAGUUGAGAAAGCUUGUGGUGUGUGUCCAUUAUGGAGAAAAUGUGAUGCCCAGAGCAGCAAGUGUGUCUGCCGAGAAGUAUCGGAGUGUGAAGAAGAAGGAUUUAGUGUUUGUGUGGACGUGAAUGGUCAGGAGCAGACGAUGUCCGAGUGUGAGGUGGGCGUUCUGAGAUGCAGAGGACAGAGCGUCUCCAUCACCAGCAUAAGGCCCUGUGCUGUGGAAAGCCAGUAGCUCCUGGAGCCGUGGUUGGCUUGCUAGGUUCCAGCCAACGGCUGUGGCUAAAUGAAAACAUCUGCGUAACUGGACACUUUAAACAGCUUUUCAAGCAUGGAGGCACAUUCUUCUUCUCUUCUGGUAUCCACUUUUCAACUUCCAGUCAUCGGUACAAACACGACCCUUUGCUCUCCUAAAUCUGAAUCCAGAUACGCUUCCUUAUUUUUCUAAUGUCAGUCAGGAUGAAGAAUAUGCAUGAGCCUGUGUAUGAGCUAGCUGUGUAUUUUUGGGAAAAUUGCCAACUUCUCUGGACCUGAGUUUAUCAGUACAAUUAGAGGAUUAGACAAGAGAAACUCAAAUGCUUCAUUCAGCUUUAUGAUUCUAUUAAGCAUCAUAGAUUGAUCCAACCUGUGGGCCAGAACACACUCUAUGAAUUGAUUAGGAAGCAGAAAGAACAUGAUUUCCUGAUUAGAGAAGUUGGCUUCCCUCAGUGAAACCAAAUACGAAGGGACCUUUAAUGAAAAGAGACAGGAUGAUUUCUAUCCUGAUGCUUCACCCUACUUAAGCCUGCCACCAAGUAUAGGGAUUCUGAUUCUUGUCAGGAGAUUGAACCACUUACGUGGUGUAGCUGAAUCACCAUGCUAUGAUCCAAGGAGUGCCUUCUGCCUUCUUGCCUGAGAACAAAUAUAAUUCAGUCCUCUCUUUGGGGAUUUUUCCCACAGUAUGUAUCAAGCACAAGACCUGUAAUUUGCCUCCCCCUACCGUGCUCCCUGCCAUUUCUUUAUGAAAGAAAUGUCAGUUCCUGACUAUUGAGUGACUACAUAUUUGAUGACAGUUUUCCCUAAUGUGAAGACCCUCCUAGGUUUUUCAAGGGGAGUACACGGGUAUAAAGGUGUAGACUCAUUUGAGGCCUUCUGUUUAUUCCUUAUUCAUCUUUCAUCAGAACAAAACAGCAGCUGUGGGAGGUGAAAUGAGUGGGUUUUAAAUGGAUUAAAGUAUGCUUUUAUAGACAAA